GCUGGAGCUAGAGCUGGAGCUGGAGCUAGAGCCGGAGCCCGCGGCUACGGCAGUGGCCGGCCGAGCGUGUGCCGAGUGGGGGAAGACCAGGCGGCGGCGAUGCUACCGCCUUCGUAAGGGGCGCCGAGGAGGUCGUGGCGCUUAAGGCCCCAGAAGGCGCGGAGGCGCUGCGGGCUGGGGUCGGUGGCUUUGGGCGCCAGCCCGGCCAUGGUGGCUGCGGGCGGUGGUUGGCGCGGCAGCGCUGCGGCCCGGGGCCGUGCGGGGCCAGGACAGUCGCGGCACUGACGGCCGCGGGGCCCAGCCGCAGACAUGAAGCGGAGUCGCUGCCGCGACCGACCGCAGCCGUCGCCGCCCGCCCGCCGGGAGGAUGGGGCUCAGCGGGCGGUGGAGCUUCCUCAGCCCCUGCCCCUGCGCCGGCGAGCGCCGCCCGGGAGGCAGCGACUGGAGGAGCGGACCCGGCCCGUAGGGCCCGAGGCCAAGGAGCAGGAUGUGGUAACUGGACUUAGUCCCCUGCUCUUCAGAAAGCUCAGUAAUCCUGACAUAUUUUCAUCCACUGGAAAAACUAAACUCCAACGACAACUUAGUCAGGAUGACUGUAAGUUACGGAGAGGAAGCCUGGCUGGUUCUCUGUCAGGUAAGCAGCUGCUCCCUUUGUCCAGCAGUGUACAUAGCAGUGUGGGACAGGUGACUUGGCAGUCUUCAGGAGAAGCAUCAAACCUGGUUAGAAUGAGAAACCAGUCCCUUGGACAGUCUGCACCUUCUCUUACUGCUGGCUUGAAGGAGUUGAGCCUUCCAAGAAGAGGCAGCUUUUGUCGGACAAGUAACCGCAAGAGCUUGAUUGUGACCUCUAGUACAUCACCUACACUACCACGGCCACACUCACCACUCCAUGGUUUCACAGGUAACAGUCCUUUGGACAGCCCCCGGAAUUUCUCUCCAAAUGCACCUGCUCAUUUUUCCUUUGUUCCUGCCCGUAGCCAUGGCCACAGAGCAGACAGGACUGAUGGACGGCGCUGGUCUUUGGCCUCUUUGCCUUCUUCAGGUUAUGGAACCAACACUCCUAGCUCUACCGUCUCGUCAUCGUGCUCCUCACAGGAAAAGCUGCAUCAGUUACCCUUUCAGCCUACAGCUGAUGAGCUGCACUUUUUGACAAAGCAUUUCAGCACAGAGAGUGUACCAGAUGAGGAGGGACGGCAGUCCCCAGCCAUGCGGCCCCGCUCCCGCAGCCUCAGUCCUGGACGGCCCCCAGUGUCCUUUGACAGUGAAAUAAUAAUGAUGAAUCAUGUGUACAAAGAAAGAUUCCCAAAGGCCACUGCACAAAUGGAAGAGCGACUGGCAGAGUUCAUUUCCUCCAACACUCCAGACAACGUGUUGCCCUUGGCAGACGGGACCCUGAGCUUUAUCCAUCAUCAGGUGAUUGAGAUGGCUCGAAACUGCCUGGAUAAAUCUCGAAGUGGCCUCAUUACAUCACACUACUUCUAUGAGCUUCAAGAGAAUUUAGAGAAACUUCUGCAAGAUGCUCAUGAGCGCUCAGAGAGCUCAGAGGUGGCUUUUGUGAUACAGCUGGUAAAAAAGCUGAUGAUUGUCAUUGCCCGCCCAGCUCGUCUCCUGGAAUGCCUGGAGUUUGACCCUGAAGAGUUCUACCACCUGUUAGAGGCAGCUGAGGGCCAUGCCAAAGAGGGACAAGGGAUUAAAUGUGACAUUCCCCGCUACAUCGUUAGCCAACUGGGCCUCACACGGGAUCCCCUGGAGGAAAUGGCGCAGUUGAGCAGCUAUGACAGCCCUGAUACUCCAGAGACAGAUGAUUCAGUUGAGGGCCGUGGGGCAUCUCUGCCAUCUAAAAAGACACCCUCUGAGGAGGACUUUGAAACCAUUAAGCUCAUCAGCAAUGGCGCCUAUGGGGCCGUAUUUCUGGUGCGGCAUAAGUCCACCCGGCAGCGCUUUGCCAUGAAGAAGAUCAACAAACAGAACCUGAUCCUACGGAACCAAAUCCAGCAGGCCUUCGUGGAGCGUGACAUACUGACUUUCGCUGAGAACCCCUUUGUGGUCAGCAUGUUCUGUUCCUUUGAGACCAAGCGUCACUUGUGCAUGGUGAUGGAGUAUGUUGAAGACUGCAAGCCUGAGAAUUGGAUCCCUCCCUCAUGGUGGCCUGGGCUUGUUGCAGGGGGAGACUGUGCCACCCUGCUGAAGAACAUUGGGGCCCUGCCUGUGGACAUGGCACGUCUGUACUUUGCGGAAACUGUGCUGGCCCUGGAGUACUUACACAACUAUGGCAUCGUUCACCGUGACCUGAAGCCUGACAACCUCCUGAUUACGUCCAUGGGGCAUAUCAAGCUCACUGACUUUGGACUUUCUAAAAUUGGCCUCAUGAGUCUGACAACAAACUUGUACGAGGGCCACAUUGAAAAGGAUGCUCGGGAGUUCCUGGACAAGCAGGUAUGCGGGACCCCAGAGUACAUUGCACCUGAGGUGAUCCUGCGUCAGGGCUAUGGGAAGCCAGUGGACUGGUGGGCCAUGGGCAUAAUCCUGUAUGAGUUCCUGGUGGGUUGCGUCCCUUUCUUUGGAGACACUCCAGAGGAGCUCUUUGGACAAGUGAUCAGUGAUGAAAUUGUGUGGCCUGAGGGUGAUGAUGCACUGCCCCCAGACGCCCAGGACCUCACCUCCAAACUGCUCCACCAGAACCCUCUGGAGAGACUGGGUACAGGCAGUGCCUAUGAGGUGAAGCAGCACCCAUUCUUUAUGGGUCUGGACUGGACAGGACUUCUUCGCCAGAAGGCUGAAUUUAUUCCUCAACUGGAGUCGGAAGAUGAUACCAGCUACUUUGACACCCGCUCAGAGCGAUACCACCAUGUGGACUCGGAGGACGAGGAGGAAGUGAGCGAGGACGGCUGCCUUGAGAUCCGGCAGUUCUCUUCCUGCUCUCCAAGGUUCAGCAAGGUGUACAGUAGCAUGGAGCGGCUCUCACUGCUUGAGGAGCGUCAGACACCGCCCUCCACCAAGCGCAGCCUCAGUGAGGAGAAGGACCGCUCCGAUGGCCUGCCAGGGCUGAAGGGCCGAGACCGGAGCUGGGUCAUUGGCUCCCCUGAGAUAUUGCGGAAGCGGCUGUCAGUGUCUGAGUCAUCCCACACAGAGAGUGACUCCAGCCCUCCAAUGACAGUGCGACGCCGUUGCUCAGGCCUCCUAGAUAUGCCUCGAUUCCCUGAGGGCCCUGAGGAGACCAGCAGCAUGCCCAGGAGGCAGCAGCAGGAGGGUAUAUGGCUCCUGACACCCUCAUCUGGAGAGGGGGUGUCUGGUCCUGUCCCAGUGGAGCAGCGGCUGAAGCUGUAUGAGGAAGCUGUUGGCCAGAGUGGUGGUUCCAGUCCAGCCAUGGAGACCCAAGGCCAUGGGACCCCACAGCUGGCCGAGGGAGCUGCAGCCAAGGCCAUCAGCGACCUGGCUGUGCGUAGGGCCCACCACCGGCUGCUCUCUGGGGACUCUAUAGAGAAGCGCACUGCUCGCCCUGUCAACAAAGUGAUCAAGUCCGCCUCAGCCACAGCCCUCUCCCUCCUCAUUCCUGCGGAACACCACAUCUGCUCUCCAUUGGCCAGCCCAAUGUCCCCACAUUCCCAGUCGUCCAACCCGUCAUCCAGGGACUCUUCCCCAAGCAGGGACUUCUUGCCAGCCCUCGGCAGCUUGAGGCCUCCCAUCAUCAUCCAUCGAGCUGGCAAGAAGUAUGGCUUCACCCUGCGGGCCAUUCGCGUCUACAUGGGUGACUCAGAUGUCUACACUGUGCACCACAUGGUGUGGCACGUGGAGGAUGGAGGUCCUGCCAGUGAGGCAGGGCUUCGUCAGGGAGACCUCAUCACCCACGUGAACGGAGAACCUGUGCAUGGGCUGGUGCACACGGAGGUGGUGGAGCUGAUCCUGAAGAGUGGAAACAAGGUAUCUAUUUCAACAACUCCUCUGGAGAAUACAUCCAUUAAAGUGGGUCCAGCUCGGAAGGGCAGCUACAAGGCCAAGAUGGCCCGAAGAAGCAAGCGGAGCCGGGGCAAGGAUGGGCAAGAAAGCAGAAAAAGGAGCUCCCUGUUCCGGAAGAUCACAAAGCAGGCAUCCCUGCUCCACACCAGCCGCAGCCUUUCUUCUCUUAACCGCUCCUUGUCAUCAGGGGAGAGUGGACCAGGCUCUCCCACACACAGCCACAGCCUUUCUCCCCGAUCUCCCACUCAGGGCUACCGGGUGACCCCCGAUGCUGUGCAUUCAGUGGGGGGAAACUCAUCACAGAGCAGCUCCCCCAGCUCCAGUGUGCCCAGUUCCCCUGCAAGCUCUGGGCACACACGGCCCAGCUCUCUACAUGGUCUGGCACCCAAGCUCCAGCGUCAGUACCGCUCUCCACGGCGCAAGUCAGCAGGCAGCAUCCCACUGUCACCACUGGCCCAUACCCCUUCACCACCACCACCGGCAGCUUCACCUCAGCGUUCCCCAUCGCCCCUCUCUGGCCACGGAACCCAGGCCUUUCCCACCAAGUUUCACUUGUCGCCUCCCCUAGGCAGGCAACUCUCACGACCCAAGAGUGCAGAGCCACCCCGCUCACCACUACUUAAAAGAGUACAGUCAGCUGAGAAACUGGCGGCUGCACUUGCUGCUUCGGAGAAGAAGCUAGCCCCUUCUCGCAAGCAUAGCCUUGACCUGCCUCACUCUGAGCUAAAGAAGGAACUACCACCUAGGGAAGUCAGCCCUCUGGAGGUAGUUGGGACCAGGGGUGUGUUAUCUGGGAAGGGGGCACUGCCAGGGAAGGGGGUGCUGCAGCCUGCUUCAUCAUGGGCCCUAGGCACACUCCGGCAGGACCGAGCUGAACGACGAGAAUCACUGCAGAAGCAAGAAGCUAUCCGGGAGGUAGACUCCUCAGAGGAUGACACCGAUGAGGGGACUGAGAACAGCCAGGGUGUACGGGAGCCAGGCUUGGCACAUAAGCCAGAAGUGAGCCAGAAUCCACCCUCCAGAGGAGCAGGAGAGGGUGGGGGAGAAGAGACCUUCUUGCCCAAAGACCCCAGGAGCCAAGGCCCAGUGGUCCUGGGCCUAUUGACAGAGAUCACCCUGGGACCUCCCAAAAUAGACGGUCCUGGUGUCCCCCAGAAGAAGCUUGGGAGCCCACAAGCUUUUGAGGAGGCUGCCAGCUCCUCUUCACCUGCCCCUAGUUUGGGUAGGUCUGGACCCACAGACCCCACCCCCCCUGAAGGCUGCUGGAAGACCCAGCACCUCCAUACCCAGGCACUGACAGCACUUUGUCCCGGCUCUUCAGGACUCAUACCCACCAGUUGCUCUGCUGCUGCCUCCACCUCUGGGAAGCCAGGCACGUGGUCCUGGAAAUUCCUUAUUGAGGGUCCGGACAGAGCAUCCCCAAGCAGAAAGGCAACAAAGGGAGGUGGGCUAGCUAACCCCCAGGAUUUGGAAACCACAACUCCAACCUACUCUAAGAACCUGUCUCCCAGGCAGGAGGGAAAAUCUUGGCCAUCCAGUGCCCCUGGGCUGGCCCAUCCACCUUGUGGGGUUUCCAGCCAAAGCUGGCUGUGGGAGCCUGAACAUGCACAAGUUGAGAAAGAGGAGUCAUCCCUGAGCAUCACCAAAGUGCCGGAUGCCUCAGGUGACAGAAGACAGGAUCUUGCAUACAGAGGCUGCUCCCUAACCCAGGAGCCUGGGCCCUGCCUGCUCUGGAGGGGCCGAGAACCAGGGGGCCGUCAAAAGCAUCAGGACUUGGCAUUGGCACCAGACGAGCUUUUAAAGCAAACAUAGUAGUCAUUUGCCAUUUCUUGCACUCAAACCUGUGUAAUAACACGCUCCUGGAAACCGUC
Cynocephalus volans (Philippine flying lemur) is the source of this 5828-nucleotide messenger RNA. It is a transcript of the gene MAST2, whose product is annotated as microtubule associated serine/threonine kinase 2. The coding region runs from base 310 to 5769 and encodes 1819 amino acids. Gene Ontology annotation, biological process: cytoskeleton organization; peptidyl-serine phosphorylation; intracellular signal transduction. Gene Ontology annotation, molecular function: magnesium ion binding; microtubule binding; protein serine/threonine kinase activity. The transcript has 30 exons. Gene Ontology annotation, cellular component: microtubule cytoskeleton. The record is from RefSeq and is a predicted model, not a curated record. NCBI's taxonomy places the organism in Eukaryota, Metazoa, Chordata, Mammalia, Dermoptera, Cynocephalidae.